UUCCGCUUUGACCGUGGAGAUAGUUUGGAGAGAGCUUUGGCUUGUGUCGAUACGACGCAGUUUGUCUCUAACCUGACCUGGUGGAAGCUGCUCGGUGGUGGUUGUUGUUGUUGUUGUUGUUGUUUUUGGAUGAAACUAUGAGUGUUUUCGGGUCGCAGCGCGCGCUGCACUCUCUCGGCCGGCGCAGUGGCUCGCGCAGCGACGUCGCUCUCACGAACUACCAGCCGAGCGGUAAUGGAUUCGGGCAGGAGUAUGCAGAGGACUACAACUACACCUUCUCCAAAGGCUCCAUGGGGGGAGGACAGGGCCCUCCCCUUCAUGUUAUCAUCCAUCAGAGAGCUUCCAUUCUCCAGAGCCAAUGCCAAGAGUUCCUUCAUAAAGCAGAGUUUAUUUUACAAACGGACGCAGAUAGAGUGCGGGCUGCAGCAGAAGCAGAGCACUGUAUGAUGUCUGCCAGGGACGUUAUUGAGCAGCUCAAAGGUCUUGCUGUGGAUCUUAGGAACAUGGGCCAGCCCAACGAGAGUGUGCUAAUGAUUGUGGAAGAGUGCACAGAGCAGCUAAGAGCAGUACACAUGGCUCUGGGUGGCUCUCUGCAGAGGAAGAGUCGAGGCAGCAGAGGCAGCAUGGGCUGGGAUGAGGCGGACAGAAACUUCCAAGAUGCCAUUGCCUGGAUUAGUCAACAGAAGCGUCUGAUAGAGACAUCACCAUGGGGAGACGAACCCGCCGUCAUCGAUCAGCACAUAAUGAAUCACAACAAAUUUCACAACUCUAUCCAGAGAAGUGUGGAAGUGGAAAGAGCUCAAGAAGAACUAAGAGAGAGAAGAGACAAGGCCAGCCUGCGUUUGCUGGAGCAGGAAUGGGACAGCCUACAGAAACUGUCGUUUGAACGUGGUGCUCAGUUACAUGAGCUUCAGAGCAUCAUCAGUGAGAUCACUCGAGAGAUCAUGUGGGUAAAUGAUAGAGAAGAGGAGGAACUGAUGUUUGACUGGGGCAACAAAAACAUUGAUGUCUACAUCCCCAAGAAGCAAGAGAGCUACUCAAGGUUGAUGAGUGAUUUGGAGGAGAAAGAGAAAUAUUUGAAUAAACUGAAAGUAAAAGUGGACAACCUACUGGCAAGCAACCACCCUGCAUCAGACAAAAUCGAGGCUUACAUGGAAACUCUUCAGACCCAGUGGAGCUGGCUCCUCCAAAUCACCAAAUGCAUUCAUGUACAUCUAAAAGAGAAUGCAGCUUACAGUCAGUUCUUCAUAGAAGCAAAUCAAACAUACAUCAAACUACAGCAACACCAUGAGGUCAUCCGAAAGAAAUUCAUCUGUGACAAAACGACGCCCCUGACGAAUUUACAAGAACUGCUUAAAAGCCUAGAGAAAGAGCAGGAGCAUCUGAUGGCGCACAAGCAACAGGUGCAGCAACUGGUCAAUAAAUCCAAGAGCAUCGUGAGACUAAAACCAAGAAACCCAGAAGAGAAGAGUAACAACCCUGUUAAAGUACAGGCAUUGUGUGACUUCAGACAAGAUCAGAAGGUGAUCUGUAAGGGUGAUAUGGGCAUUCUAAAGGAUAACACCGAGCGCAGUAAAUGGCUUGUAACUGGACCUGGAGGCCUGGAUAUGGAGGUGCCUUCUGUCUGCCUGCUAGUUCCGCCACCCAACCCGCUGUCCAUCAGCCUCGCCAGCAAGAAUGAGCAGUACUACGAGGCCCUUCAGUCAGUGUGGAACCAGCUCUUCAUCAAUAUAAAGAGUCUCAUCUCCUGGCAGUACUGCCUGCACGACAUCAGCCGCAUCAACUCCCUCACAAUCACCAUGCUGUCUCAAAUGCGUCCAGAGGAGUACCGCAGCAUCAUAAAGAGCUUGGAGUCUCACUAUCAGGAGUACCAGAGAAACUGCUUGGGUUCUGAGAUGUUUGGUGACGAGGACAAGAGAGCCCUUGAGAGCCAGUACAGUGGAGCCCAGAAACACUAUGAUCAGCUGAUCAUACAGCUCCCAGCUUAUCUCGGCCAACAGGAGGUGGUUGUGGAUUCGGCAGUUCUCCAGGGUGCUAAGGUUUCAUCUGGUGUAAACGUGCUCAGUGAAUUGCAUGCCCUGCAGCUGAAGCUGGAAACCAUGGAGUCUGCAUUCAGUACACACCAGCACAUCCCAGUGGGACAGGGAGCACCAACACAAUGCACCAGUCUUAUUACUAGCACACAGGCAGUGGCGAAGGAUGUGGGGUUACUGAGAGGAGAGUUCCAGAGGCUAAACGAACAAGUGCUCACAGAACUAGAGGGUAUGAAAGACACGGAUAAAGCUCAAUUUCUCCGCAUCCAACUCAACCUCAUCAGCCAGAGACUGGACAGGCUGGGGUCUCACUCUGCCGCUUAUCUGCUAAGGUUGAAGGCUCUGAAGUCUCUGCUGAAGGCCAUGCUGCAGGCAGAGGAUGUGGUGAAGGUUUAUGAAGCUCGACUCACUGAGAGAGAGACGACGUCAUUGGACCCAGCCGAAGUCCAAGAGUACCAGAGUGCUCUUAGGGUUAUGCGGUCUGAGCUAGAUCAGAAAGAGGGUGCGUUGCGUUCACUGGAGGAAGAGUUAAUUAAGGCUCGUCAGUGCAAUGAGCAAAUUGAUCAGAAUUGUCACAGGUGUGAUGUUGACCUAUGCCUGUACAGUGAGCAUGUAAAGCAACUAUCUGACCGUUGGAAGCGCAUUCAGACGCAGAUUAACAGCAGGUAUGGGGAUCUGGACACAUACCUACAGCAGCUAAAGCAUUAUCUGAACUCAAGCUCUGCUCUCAGUGCCUGGAUUAAUGACACUAAAAGCCGUAUAGAGGCUCAGAUAACUGCUAGGACAGAUGACAUCACAUUCCUCAAAAAAGUCCUUAACCAGCAGAAGGCACUGAAUUCUGAGAUAACAGGAAAGAGGGAGACUGUGGAGGUUGUACAGAGAGACGGUGACAUGUGUGUUAAUACCAUCAAGGACUACGAGCUUGGCUUGGCAUCUUACAGUGCUGGGCUAGAAACUCUACUCAACAUUCCUAUAAAGAAAACCAUGCUGCAGUCUCCAGCUACAGUUGUGAUACAGGAGGUUUCCUCUUUGCAUAGCCGCUAUUUAGAGCUACUUACACGUUCAAGUGAUUAUUGCAAAUCUCUUGGAGACUCACUGAAGAACUUAGAAGAACUCAAGAUGCGGAACACCAAGAUAGAUUUGCUUGAAGAGGAGCUAAGGCUUCUGAAAGCAGACAUAGAGGACCGUGAUGCUAAGAAUGUGUCACUGCGAGAGGCACUCUCACAGUACCAGCUUAAGCUGAAUGAAUCUCAGGAGCACCUUCUUUCCUUGGAGGAGGUGAAGAGAAGCCAUGCUCUACAGUGCAGCACAGCACAGGCAAACCUUAGCUCCUCACAGAACCGUCUACAUGAGCUUAUGGAGGAGCUGCAGCGUCUCAAACUACUUGUGGAAGAGGAGAAGAGAAACAGAAAAAUUGUGGAGGAAAGGUAUAGCAGUCAACAGGAAGAACAUGAGGAGGCCAUGCGGAAAAGACUAAAGGAGUUGGAGGGGGCCACCUGGGCCAAAAUCGAAUUGGAGAAGACCGUGUCGGAUCGGACACGGGAAAUUGAGUGUAUGCGGAGGCAGUUGGAGGAGGAGACACAGAACCUGAAACAGACACAGAUGGAGCUGGCUAAGGUAAGGCAGCAGCACAGCACUGAAAUGAGGGAGGUCAAACAGACCUAUGAGUCCCAGAUCCUGGUAACACAAACAAACGUACAGAAGCUCUCACAGCAGCGGAAGGAUGACUCCUUGUCCAUUCAGAUGGAACGUGACCGGGUGGAGGGGGAGCGCAAGAAAUUGCAGGAGGAGUUGAGGAGGCUGCAGCUCGCCCUCAGUGAGGAACAGGCUCAAAGAAGACAUGCAGAGGCAAUGCUGCAGCAACAGAUCACAGCAGGCACAGAGGAAGCCAGAAAAAAGAGUGAAUUGGAGGCUCAGAUACAGCUGGUUCUUAGUCAGCAGAGUGCAGAAGAGAGAAGAUGGAAGGAAGAACAAGCACACUCUGCAAAGUCUCUGCAGGAGAAGACCAAUCAGAUCUCUAGCCUCACACAAUCACUUGAUGAUGAGUUGCACAAGAGGAGAGCACUGGAGGCAGAGAAUGGCCAUCUGCAGAAGGAGCUAGCAGACCUCCAUGCUAAACAUACAACUUGUAGUCAGGAACUAAUCAAACUUCGUUCUUCACACCAAGAGCUAAGCAUCCUCCGUAUGGAAGUGGAAACCCAGGGCAAUGAGCGAAACCGGGCAGAAAAGAAUAUUGUACACCUUCAGGCAAGGGGUCAAGAGCUCCAGGAAGAGCUAAAACAACUGGAUGGGCAGCUGAAUCAGCAAAUAAAAGUAGCCCAAGAGGAGGCUGCCAAGCGCAGGAAGACAGAAGCUCAGCUCGAGAAGACAAACCAGGCUAUGCGUGAGUACAUCUCCACUAUCACCACUUUACAAAAGAGUCAGGAGGAGGCUAGCACAGAGGCCAAAAAAUCAGAAGAAGAGCGCAAAAAGCUACAGGAGGCUCUUGACCGAAACCUGAAGGAGUACGGUACCUCUGCUCAGCGUCUAGCUACACUGGAAGCUGAAAUGAAAGCUUUACGGCUUCAGCUGGUGCAGGAACAAGGUCGAGUUUGUGAGGCCAAUCAGCGCUUUCAAGCCUUGCAACGAACCUUGGAAGAGAAAACCAAAGCACUGAACGAGACCAUUUCUGAUACAGAGCGCAUGAAGAAGCUCACAGAGGCACUUACCAAAGAGCGCCUCGGCCUGGAGGAGGAGUUACGAGCUGUGCGGCUAGAGCAUGACAAGCUGCUGCAAGGCAGGCAACAUGAGGAUGACGAGAUGAGCACCCAGAUUACAGCACUGCAGCAACAGCUCCAAAACAGCCAACGCAUCCGCAUAGAGCAUGACAUAAUUAUCCAACAGCUUUCACAGGAGAGAGAGAAGCUUCAAUCGGAGAUACAGAAUGUACAAAAACAAGCCAGUGAGACAUCAAGCUUGAUCCAGUCUUCCCAGUCUCAGUGCACUGAAUUACAACAAGAACGAGAUGCCCUCAUCAAGAAGAUAAAAACCCUAGAAGAAAAUAUGACCCAUAUGCAGAAAACUGAAGAAGAUCUUAAAAAAAACAGACUGUCACUAGAGACAGAAUUGCGCCUUAAAAAGCAGCUGCAGGAAGAGAAUGAGAGACUCAGGAAUGAGGUUGGCAUCUGGAAAAAGCAACGUCAAAGCCAAGAUGAGCAUGUGCAGCAGCACAUCACAGUGCGCAUGGCACUAGAAGGAGAAUGUACCUCGUUGAGAACACGUAUGGAGCAGCUGCAGGCCCAACUGAAAGAAGUUGAAGAGCGCUACAAGCUCCAACUACAGGGAUUGGAGCAGGAGCGCAGUGACCUAGUUACACUCAGAGAUUCCUUGCAAGAAGAGGUUCUGAGAUUAAAAGAGAAAGCAAAUGUAAUAAACAGAUACACUCAGACAGAUUAUCCUGGCACAACUGUUGAUCCCUCCACUCUGGUCUUUGAUGGUGUCCGCAAAAAAGUCACAGCCCAACAGCUACAUGACUGUGGUGUUAUUGACAAAAAAACACUGGACCACUUGCUAAAGGGCCAUCAAACUGUCCAGGAUGUGGCUGUUAAUAUCAAGCUGAAUCUCAAGGGCACAGGAGCCAUUGCAGGACUGUCUGGACCCAGUGGAAAGUUGACAGUCACAGAGGCCAAGAAAGAUAAGCUGAUCUCAACAGAUAGCGCAGUGAAACUGUUAGAGGCUCAAGCAGCAACAGGACAUAUAAUUGAUCCCAGAGCGAAUUUAAAGUUGACAGUGGAAGAGGCUUGUCUUAAUGGACUUGUGGAUGAAGGGGAUAAAAAGCAACUGCUGAUUGCAGAGGCUGCCUGCAUUGGGUUUAGAGAUUCAAACACAACCAAACUUCUGUCAGCCAGCCAAGCCAUGAGAAAAGGAAUGAUAGAUCAAGAUACAGCCCUGCGUCUGCUGCAGGCACAGGAGGCUGCAGGAGGGAUUCUUGACCCUGUCCUUAGUGUAUACCUCCCCAAGGAUAUUGCCAGGGACCGUAAUCUAAUUGAUGAGAAACUUUAUCAAGCCCUGAAUGAGAAACCAAACUGCUAUAUAGACCCUGGCACAAAUCUGAGUGCUAGCUAUGUCAGCCUUAAGAGGCAAUGUAAAGCUGACCCAACCACAGGCUUGCUCAUGCUACCAGCCCCCCCAGGACCAAUGACUGUACAGGGUUUACGGGAAAAGGUCUCUCUGUCACAUUUGGUAGAGGCCAACCUGUUAGAACCUUCAGACAUUGAUCAGCUAAGAGAAGGCAAACUGACAAGCCAAGACAUUGAGCACAAACUUAGAGCCUAUCUGCAAGGGUCCACCUGCAUUGCUGGAGUCUAUGAUGAGGCCGACACACGCAUUCUGCCUAUCUACCAGGCAAUGAAAGAAGGACUCCUACGGCCUGGCACCACACUGGAGCUUCUGGAGGCUCAGGCUGCUUCAGGCUUCAUAAUUGACCCUAUCAACAACCAGUACUACACAGUGGAGGAGGCUUGUAAGAAAGGUCUGGUUGGUGUGGAGUUCAAAGACAAGCUCCUUUCGGCUGAGAGAGCUGUCACUGGAUAUAAAGAUCCUGGUAGUGAAAAGAUCAUCUCCCUUUUCCAGGCAAUUGAGAGAGGCCUGAUUGAAAAAGGCCAUGGUAUUCGCCUACUAGAGGCUCAGAUAGCCAGUGGCGGCAUCAUUGAUCCCAAGCAAAGUCACAGAAUUGAUGUGGAUGUUGCCUAUAAGAGAGGAUACUUUGGUGAAGAGAUGAGUCAGAUUCUAAAAAAUGAGGGAGAUGACACAAAGGGAUUUUUUGACCCUAACACUCACGACAAUCUCACCUAUCUACAGUUGAAGAGUCGUUGCAUCACAGAUGAUAAAACUGGCCUUGUGCUUCUGCCACUUCAUGAUAAGAGCAAGAUAUCAACACAAAAGAACACAACAAGGAAGACAAGGGUUGUAAUUGUAGAUCCAGACACCAAUAAGGAAAUGACUGUACAUGAAGCCUAUCAAAGGGGGUUGAUUGAUUAUGAAACUUACAUGGAGCUUUCCAAGCAGGAAAGUGAGUGGGAGGAGAUAACUGUCACUGCCUCAGAUGGUACCAGUAAACUGGUCAUCAGUGAUAGAAAGACAGGCCUUCAGUAUGACUUGAAAGAACUGCUUGAUAAGGGUGUAAUCAGUGAGGACAACCUGCAUGAGUAUCGCUCUGGGAAUAUUACUCUUACACAGUUUGUUGACAUCAUCACCACAAAAACCAUAGACAUGAACAAGCCCCUCAGCUCUUCCUCAUCCUCAUUCUCAGUGUCAUCCCAGACAGUCAAAACAGAAAUCAUGACCUCUGUUGGAAGUGCUCCCUUGCAGCAAACUCCCUCCUCACCAAACACCUUGAAGCGCAUUGCCAGUAUGUCAAUUACUCUGACAUCAUCUGGAGAGUUUACAGACGAGCAGAGUCCGGUUGGGGCCAUUUUUGACACAGAGAAGUCUGAAAAGGUCAGUAUAUAUACAGCAAUGAAGCAUGGCCUUGUAGACUCUAUCACGGCACAACGACUGCUAGAGGCGCAAGCCUGCACUGGUGGUAUUGUAAACCCAGAAAAUGGGCGCCGCAUCUCCAUUCAAGAAGCUACUCGCAAUGGAAUAAUUGACAACGACAUGGCUAAUCGGCUGAAACCUGCACAGAAGGCGUACAUUGGCUUUGAGGAUGUAAAAACCAAGAAGAAGUUGUCGGCUGCUGAGGCGGUGAAAGAAAAAUGGUUACCGUUUGAGGCUGGACAGCGUUUCCUUGAGUUCCAGUUUUUAACAGGAGGCCUCUUUGAUCCAGAGCACGGUCGUAGACGAACACUUGAUGACGCUGUACACUUGGGAUGGUUGGAUGGAAGGGCAUCACAGAAGCUCCUGGACACUCGUCACCACCCAAAGAUGCUGACCUGCCCCAAGACAAAGUUGAGGAUCACAUACAAGGAAGCUAUGGAUGCCUGUAUUUUGGAAAAUAAAACAGGGGUACGCAUGCUUCCUGCAGCCUCUACAUCAUCACAUGGUAUCAGCAGCCCUUACAAUUCAAACCCAAGCUCUGCUCCAGGCUCUCGGACUGGAUCUCGCAGAGGCAGCAUGGAUCAAACUUAUUCCAACUCACCCAGCUCCAGAUACAGCAGUUUCAGCUACAGUAGCACCUCUUUUAGCAGCAGGUCUCUAUCAUAGAAUCUAUCAUAGAUAGUAUAUUUGGAGAGUAAGUCUGAUGAUAUAUAGCCCAAAGGGUAUUAACUUAGAAAAGUAUAAAUAUAUUAAUGGUUAGAUGACCUAUGACCUGAUAGCUAAAUGUUAAAUUCUAAAUGGCAAAUAAUGUUGAAGACACUAAUUUCUUAUUUUUGUUUAAUAUUUCCAAAAGUAUUUUAAAUGUUGAUGUUUUUAUACCGAGUGCCUUCUCUUACAUGAAAAGAUCAGUAUCGUCAGUUACAAAAACUGAGUUUUCUAUUAAUUAAUGUAGUUGCUGAAGGUAGUUACAUAUCAUGUAGGAUUAUAUUACUAUAGAGAUUCGAAAGUGUGGGCUUGGAGAUGAUUGAAAAUCACGAGAAUCUGUAUUUGUAUUUGUUGGAGUGGUGUGGGUAAUUACUUAGUCACAAGUAUGUGAUAAAGUUGCUGUAAUGUCAGCUCAGACAGGGAAUUGAGAAUGUUUAAUAAUGCCAUUUGAGUGAUUCUGUUUAGACUAUUAAUUUUAAAUGCUUUUACUUUCUUCCUUAAAUAAACCUAACAUUUGUUUA
This is a messenger RNA of Pangasianodon hypophthalmus (striped catfish), 8776 nucleotides long. RefSeq names its product Desmoplakin-B. Gene Ontology annotation, biological process: intermediate filament cytoskeleton organization; skin development; wound healing. The record is from RefSeq and is a predicted model, not a curated record. The transcript has 24 exons. Bases 138 to 8216 code for a protein of 2692 amino acids. Gene Ontology annotation, molecular function: structural molecule activity. Gene Ontology annotation, cellular component: plasma membrane; cytoskeleton; cytoplasm. NCBI's taxonomy places the organism in Eukaryota, Metazoa, Chordata, Actinopteri, Siluriformes, Pangasiidae.